UUGGACAUACGUAAUAACAAUUCUAUAAUCUUGUUUUAUUUGUAUCAGAAUUCAAUUUCUUGGUUUUUAUCAAGAUAUCACAUACUAUUAAUGUUCUACACUUCAGUUCAUAAAAACAGCAAUCAGCAUGACAGACUCAACAGUGUAUUCUUCUUUGUUUGCACUUGUAGACAGCCAUUUAUCUAAAACUAGUGUACAAGACAAUGGAGAAGGUACUUGUAAUCAGACUAUCAAAAUUCCACCAUUCAAUAAUGUUGAAAGUCAGUCAGAAACUUUACUACCCUCGCAAUCGUCUCGAAGAUUUCCCAUAUCACCUUUCAACACGAAUGAGAGCCCCAUUGUGAAUGUUUUAGCUCAGCAAGUAGCAAACAUGCUUAAAUCUAAGGAAAUACAAAAACAAAAACAAGAAAAGCUAAAGUUAGAAAAAGAAUUGAAGCGACUUCAAAUAGAAGAAGAAAAAAAUGCCGUAAUCGACUUAAUGAAAGCUAUUCAACCACUACAAACACCUGACUUUAAUUUACACCCUGAAGAAACUCUUAGUAACAGCAGUUCUUGUGAGGCUUUGUUUGAAUUGAAUUUUGAAGAUUGUGAUGAAGAACCAGAAAAAACAAAAACUCCAGAGCCCUUGCUACCAUGUAUAACAGACAUGUCAUAUAUAUUGAAACAAAAAUUCAAGAAAUAUAAAGCCUCUCCCUUUAGUAGAGUAGUGACAUCAAGGUUACGGCCAGUUGCUGCGCCAUACUUAAGGCAAGCAUAUCCAACAACAAUUGAUAGAUUUGCUUUUGAUACCCCAUCACCCUGCGAUAUAAUAAAAGCAAAUUUGAAGAGGCCAACAAUGUCCAUUCAUUAAAUAGUUAAGUUUGGAAGAUAAUUAAUAAAUCCAACUGCUAUAUUGUUCUACUAAACAUUAUUGCGAUAUAAAGUUGAAAAUACAUUACCAGGUAGAAAUGAAAUAAUUAAGUGUUGAUAAUUAUUUCAUACUCAAACAUUUACAAUAUAAUCACAUAUUACAGCCUCAUCACUUUCAAACUAGUUAGAAAUAUUUGCAAAGAUUUUGAAAUACAAUAAAACUAACCUUGUAUAAUUGUAAAAUUAUUGUGAUAGUUAUCACUGUCUUGUUUGGUCUAGUGGCUAGCUUAUAAAGAUAAAAGAAUUAAGAUUCCGAGGUACUGGGUUCAAAUUUAAUUAGUAAUGUUAUUGGGUUUAUCUAUUGAGAUAUUAUCAAUAGCAGCCUGGAGUCUGGAAGUUGACCAUGUUUACACUUUGGUGCCUGGAAAUGUAUAUGGUGUUUUGUAAUUGUUGUCACGUCAGAUUAUGUGAGUGUAAUUAAUUUUGCCCAGCCAUUAAUUUCUGCCCAGCAAUGUGCCCUGUGCAGUUAACUAGCCUGUCAAGAAAGUAGCCGCCAUUACCAAAAUCAUUUAGGAAGUGGUAGUUACUAUUAUUUAUAUAUUGUUAGUGUAGUAAUAUGGUUUAUGUAGUAACUCUUUAAGGUAGUUCCAAGUAGCUUUGAAUUAUAUUAUUAUAUUUAAAGUAUGUUUAUAUACUAAGUAAAUUUAAGAUCAAUAUUACCAAUGUUAAUCUGAUAUUAGAUGGUAAUAUUACUGCUCAAUUUAUACAAUAAAGGAUAUUGUAAUUGUCUUAAAAUGGUUUAACUGCAUAUUAUAAGUUAUAUUGUCAGUUAAAAUACAAUUAUACUGAGUUCGUGAACAAG
Nymphalis io (European peacock) is the source of this 1711-nucleotide messenger RNA. RefSeq lists its product as uncharacterized. The transcript has a single exon. Bases 128 to 850 code for a protein of 240 amino acids. NCBI's taxonomy places the organism in Eukaryota, Metazoa, Arthropoda, Insecta, Lepidoptera, Nymphalidae. The record is from RefSeq and is a predicted model, not a curated record.